Molecule: messenger RNA, 1383 nt
Organism: Callithrix jacchus (white-tufted-ear marmoset)
Lineage: Eukaryota; Metazoa; Chordata; Mammalia; Primates; Cebidae
Source: RefSeq, a predicted model, not a curated record
AUGGCGGUGAGGAUGUGGAGCAACAGAACUUUUAUCAAUCGCUGGUGGAAUUGCAAAAUGGCCAUGGCCAAAAGAGCACCAUGGUCUGUUUGCCCCUUGUUGGAAGUGAAGUUUAUAUCCUCAAAGAGAACUGAGUCCAGUGAUGCAAAUGUCUUCUCCAAUGGAUCGGUGCUUCAAUCUGUUAUUUAUACAGCCUCUACAUCCAUCCAGUACAUGCUUAGGGAUUGUGCUCAGUUGAGGUCGGAGUCCAUGUACUGGUCGCAAGGCUUUUAUGAAGAUGAUGCUGAUAGUGAUGAGAACCACAGUGAUGAUGCCAACAUAAACAUAUGUAAACGCCACAUUCUAUAUGGGACUUGCAAAACUUCUAGUGGCCCAGAGGAGGCAAUGCCCUUGGGAUUGGAUUCUAAAGUCCACCACGAGGUUUGCGAAAGAAUUGUGGAUCAUGUCAAUCAUACCUGGAUCCAGAGUUUUAUCCUUGCUGGUUUCACUACCACUGGGACCCUACAACCUCUUGCCUUCUUGGGGACCCUGUGCAUCUAUCUCCUCACUCUUGUAGGGAACAUUAUCAUCAUUGUCCUGGUACAGUUAGAUUCUGGGUUGUCCACGCCCAUGUACUUCUUUAUCAGUGUCCUCUCUUUUGUAGAGGUGUGGUAUGUCAGCACCACAGUGCCCACACUGCUGCAUACCUUGCUCCGUGGGUGUUCACCCAUCUUACCAGCUGUAUGCUUUAUUCAGCUGUAUGUCUUUCAUUCCUUAGGCAUGACUGAGUGCUACCUGUUGGGUGUCAUGGCACUGGAUCGCUACCUUGCCAUCUGCCACCCUCUUCACUACCAUGGACUCAUGAGCAGACGGGUACAGUUACGACUAGCUGGAGCCACUUGGGUGGCUGGCUUCUCAGCUGCACUUGUGCCAGCCACCCUCACUGCCACUCUACCCUUCUGCUUGAAAGAGGUGGCCCAUUACUUUUGUGACUUGGCACCAUUAAUGCAGUUGGCAUGUGUGGACACAAGCUGGCAUGCUAGGGCCCAUGGCACAGUGAUUGGUGUGGCCACUGGUUGCAACUUUGUGCUCAUUUUGGGGCUCUAUGGAGGUAUCCUGAGUGCUGUGCUGAAGCUACCCUCAGCUGCCAGUCGUGCCAAGGCCUUCUCCACUUGUUCCUCCCACGUGACUGUGGUGGCACUAUUCUAUGCUUCUGCCUUCACAGUAUAUGUGAGCUCACCUGGAAGUCGACCUGAGGGCACAGACAAGCUUAUUGCCUUGGUGUAUGCCCUUGUUACCCCUUUCCUCAAUCCUAUCAUCUAUAGCCUUCGCAACAAGGAGGUGAAGGAGGCUUUUAGAAGGGUCACUGACAGGAUCAGAACUAUUUUUAGGGAACCUCAGUGA